UCUCUCCAGAGGACCGUUCCCCUCCUGUGUCCCGGAGAAGGAGGCAGCGCUCGGAGGCUGGGAAAUGACCCUGCUGUUUCCUUGGUCUUGCAGGCGGCUGGACUCCAACGCUUUGCUUUGUGACUGUGACCUGAUGUGGCUGGCAGAGCUGCUGAGGAAAUAUGCCGAGCAGGGCAGCAUCCAGACAGCAGCCACCUGCGAGGCACCACGGGACCUGCACGGCCGCUCCAUCGUCACCCUGACCGCCCAGGAGUUCAACUGUGAGAGGCCUCGCAUAACCUCCGAACCCCACGAUGUCGACGUCCUCUUGGGAAACACGGUUUAUUUCACCUGCAGGGCAGAAGGCAACCCAAAGCCUGCCAUUAUUUGGCUGCACAACAACAACGAGAUUGACAUGAAAGAUGACAAUCGCCUCAACCUCUUGCAAGACGGUACCUUGAUGAUCCAGAAUACCAAGGAGUCCGACAAAGGCGUCUACCAGUGCAUGGCCAAGAACAUAGCUGGGGAGGUCAAGACACAAGAAGUCGUUCUGCGCUAUUUUGGCACCCCAUACCGGGUUGUAUUAAAACUGUCUUUUGCAGAGAGGCCUCGCAUAACCUCCGAACCCCACGAUGUCGACGUCCUCUUGGGAAACACGGUUUAUUUCACCUGCAGGGCAGAAGGCAACCCAAAGCCUGCCAUUAUUUGGCUGCACAACAACAACGAGAUUGACAUGAAAGAUGACAAUCGCCUCAACCUCUUGCAAGACGGUACCUUGAUGAUCCAGAAUACCAAGGAGUCCGACAAAGGCGUCUACCAGUGCAUGGCCAAGAACAUAGCUGGGGAGGUCAAGACACAAGAAGUCGUUCUGCGCUAUUUUGGCACCCCAUCCAAGCCCACUUUUGUGAUCCAGCCGCAGAACACUGAAGUACUGAUUGGGGAAAGCGUCACCUUGGAGUGUGGGGUCUCUGGGCACCCCCACCCUCGCAUCAGCUGGACCCUUGGCACGGGCUCUCCUUUACCGCAGGAUUCCCGUUUCGCUAUCACCAGCUCUGGGGGACUCUUCAUUCAGAACGUCACCUUCUCAGACCAAGGACAAUACAACUGCAAUGCCAGCAACACUGAGGGAUCCAUCCAGGCGACAGCAAGAAUCAUAGUGCAAGAUUCUCCCAGGUUUCUUCUCACCCCCACUGACCAGACAGUGACUGAGGGACAAAGUGUGGAUUUCCCCUGCUCUGCUGAGGGUCACCCUCCUCCUGUGAUUGCCUGGACGAGGGCAGGUGGGCCACUGCCGAGUGACCGGAGGCACAGCAUCCUCUCCACGGGUACCCUGAGGGUGAUGAGGGUGGCUUUGCAUGACCAAGGCCAGUACGAAUGCCACGCCAUCAGUGCCAUCGGGGUGAGGACCCUCCCGGUACAGCUGUCGGUGACCCCACGAGUGAUACCCGUGUUCCUUCAUCCCCCCCAAGACGUGGUGGCAGAGACGGGCCAGGAUGUUGCCAUUACCUGCGCUGCCCAAGGAGAUCCACGGCCCACCAUAACCUGGGUCAAAGAGGGGAUCCAGAUCACGGAGAGCGGCAAGUUCCACAUAAGCCAAGACGGGACCCUUUCCAUUCAAGACCUCGGCGUGGCAGACCAGGGCAGAUACGAGUGCAUAGCAAGAAACCCCUUUGGCUUCACCUCCAGUGCUAUGCAGCUCACCAUCACCGCCACGGAUGUGGGUCGGAGCGGCGACACGUUUGUAGCCACGUCGCUGCGGGAAGCCAUCAGCAGCGUGGACCACGCCAUCAACUCAACACGCACCGAGCUGUUCAGCAAACGUCCCAAGACGCCCAAUGACCUGCUGGCUCUUUUCCGUUACCCCCGGGACCCCUACACCCUUGAAACAGCCAGGGCUGGUGAGAUCUUUGAGAGGACCUUGCAGCUGAUUCAGGAGCACGUGCAGCAAGGUCUGAUUGUGGAUAUGAACGUCACAGGCUAUCGGUACAACGACUUGGUGUCCCCUCACUACCUGAACAUGAUUGCCAACCUCUCAGGCUGCUCUGCCCACCGCCGCACCCCAAACUGCUCAGAUAUCUGCUUCCACAAGAAGUACAGGACCCACGAUGGCUCUUGCAACAACCUCCAGCACCCAAUGUGGGGUGCGUCGCUCACAGCCUUCCAGAGGCUCCUCAAACCCGCCUACCAGAAUGGAUUUAACCUCCCCCGGGGUUUUUCCUUGGCAGAAGAUGCCAGGGACCUGCCCCUUCCUCUACCCCGCCUUGUCUCCACUGCCAUGGUCGGGACUGAGACCAUCACCCCCGAUGACCAGUUCACGCACAUGCUCAUGCAGUGGGGCCAGUUUCUGGACCACGACAUGGACCAGACGGUGGCAGCCAUUAGCAUGUCCCGCUUCUCUGAUGGAGCACCCUGCAGCGAGGUGUGCAGCAACGACCCACCGUGCUUCUCCGUCAUGGUCCCCGCCAACGACCCCCGCGUGAGGAACGGGCGCUGCAUGUUCUUCGUCCGCUCGAGCCCCGUGUGCGGCAGCGGGAUGACCUCCCUGCUCAUGAACUCCGUCUACGCCAGGGAGCAGAUCAACCACUUGACGUCUUACAUCGAUGCCUCCAACGUUUACGGCAGCACAGAGCAGGAAUCGCAGGAGCUGCGGGAUCUGAGCAGCCAAAACGGGCUGCUGAAGCAAGGGCAAGUUGUGCCGAGCUCGGGGAAGCAUCUCCUUCCCUUUGCUGUGGGGCCACCCACUGAGUGCAUGAGAGAUGAGAACGAGAGCCCCGUGCCGUGCUUCCUGGCUGGAGACCACCGUGCCAACGAGCAGCUGGGUCUCACGGCCAUGCACACGCUUUGGUUCCGGGAGCACAACCGCAUUGCCACCGAGCUGGCGGUCCUCAACCCCCACUGGGAUGGAGGCCUCCUGUAUCACGAGGCGCGGAAGAUUGUGGGUGCCCAGAUGCAGCACAUCACCUAUGCCCAGUGGCUCCCCAAGGUCCUCGGGGAAGCUGGGAUGAAGAUGCUGGGUGAGUACAAAGGCUACAACCCCAACAUCAAUGCGGGGAUUCUCAACGCCUUUGCCACUGCUGCCUUCCGCUUCGGGCACACCUUGAUCAACCCCGUCCUGUACCGGCUGAACGAAACCUUCCAGCCCAUCCGCCAAGGCCACGUCCCCCUGCACAAAGCCUUCUUCUCCCCUUUCAGGAUCACCCAGGAGGGUGGGAUCGACCCUCUCCUCCGCGGGCUGUUUGGGGUUCCUGGGAAAAUGCGGGUCCCCUCUGAACUCCUCAACAUGGAGCUGACGGAGAAACUCUUCUCCAUGGCACACUCUGUCUCGCUGGACUUGGCUGCUAUCAACAUCCAGAGAGGGAGAGACCAUGGCAUCCCACCUUACAACGACUUCAGGGUCUUCUGCAACCUCUCAUCUGCACAGGAGUUUGAGGACCUCAGAAAUGAGAUAAAGAACUUGGAGAUCAGGGAAAAGCUCAGGAGUUUAUAUGGAACUACUAAAAAUAUUGACCUGUUCCCAGCACUGAUGGUGGAGGAUCUUGUCCCUGGCACCAGAGUUGGACCAACACUGAUGUGUCUGUUAACGACGCAGUUCAGAAGGCUGAGGGAUGGAGACAGAUUUUGGUAUGAGAAUCCCGGAGUCUUCACGCCGGCGCAGCUGACUCAGAUCAGACAGACGUCCCUUGCUCGUGUCAUCUGUGACAACAGUGACCACAUCCAGCAGCUCCAGAAAGAUGUCUUCCUGGUGGCGUCAUACCCACAGGGCAUGGUUGGCUGUGAUGAGAUUCCCACGGUGGACCUCCGUUUGUGGCAAGACUGUUGUGAGGACUGCCAGACACGUGGGCAAUUGAGGGCUCUUUCUCAGCGGUUCCGAAGCAAGAGGUCUCCUGGCUUCAGCUACCCAGAAGAAAACCCUGCCAAGCAUAAGGCUGCCUUCCCCAGAAAUGAGGCACCUUCUCCGAGCCCUUCCUCCAGAGAGAAUCUCGAGUCUCUUGUGGCUGAACUGGAGAAGACAGUUGCUUCCCUACGGAAACAGGUGAAUGCACUAGAGAGCCAGCUGAGGUGGCACCACAGGAACACCAGCACGCACGGACAGGGGAAGAAGACCGGAGAGAAAAGGAGAAAAAGAUGACCACAUUGCCUGUUCGUAUUAGGUGCCCUGUGACCUGCACUCCUGCCCUCCACCAGCCAGCCCAACCCACUCCUACAGGGCUCAGAAACAGCAGCCACGAGACCCCACGAUGCUCUGCCUCCCCUCACACCUCCUGCACCUCUCCCUGUCCCAGGACAGCUCUACUUCUGCCUGUAUCGAACCCUCUGCACUGUCCAUGAGCCCCUCAGCCCCCGGACCAUUCCCCUCUGGGGAUGGGGACAGACCCAGCAGUCUGCCAAGACACCUCUUUCUUCCAUGGUCCCCAGGAAACAGAGAGUAAUUGGAGCUGCUUUCGUGCCACCAUUCCACCCUCCUCCUCUUCCCACGCAAUGCUGUCACCAUCCACCACCCCUUGUCUGAAACAUCCCACGGGCACCCAGCUGAAACAACUCAUUAAGAGGCAAACAUUUCUCAAAUGUACUGUGGUGCCUGGAAGCAUCUGGAGAAAUCUGAAAAAAAAAAAAAAAAAUAGAAAAAAAACCAAACAAACUUUGGAACCCAAAACAACCCCCCCAGCCAUCUUCUCAUGCCAACAGAAGGAACAAGAGGAACCUCAGGGCCCUGGCAAACGCCGUUUGGGCUGGGCUCACCGUCCCUGCCAGCAAGCACGGAGGUGAAGCCAAGGCUCAGGGAAGUCUCCCGGCUGUUUGGGUGAUUUGGGAUGGGGUGCCAGACCCGGCGAUGCUGAGAUCAGCCGCUGUGCUUUGCCAAUCAUUGGGUAACGAGCAGCGUGCCCUCGGUUACACGACCCUGCGAGUGACCUACCAUUACGUGCCCGCUGCUCAAAAAACAUUUUCCUCAGCACGACUUGUAU
Calidris pugnax (ruff) is the source of this 4943-nucleotide messenger RNA. Its product is annotated as peroxidasin homolog. Bases 65 to 4108 code for a protein of 1347 amino acids. Lineage: Eukaryota; Metazoa; Chordata; Aves; Charadriiformes; Scolopacidae. Gene Ontology annotation, biological process: response to oxidative stress. The transcript is spliced from 19 exons. The record is from RefSeq and is a predicted model, not a curated record. Gene Ontology annotation, molecular function: peroxidase activity; heme binding.